UGCUUGAUACUGGAAAGGGAGGUCCCAUGUCGGUAAAUAUAUCAGCCUGUCACGCGACAAGCAUUUGUUUCUGUGGCAGGCUGUGUGCGAAAGCGCUGCUACCCGGUGCGGACAAGAGACUCGCCUGAAAUAAAUUCAGAAGCAGUUCCGUGAGGGCUGCUUCUACAGGCCGUUUUCUGAUGGAGGUGGGGGGGUGAUCGGCUCCUCCCUGCGAUAGUCCCGGAUGCACGGAGGCCUCCGUUACACGACCUCCGAUUAGCGCGGUCGGCUACGUACGGCGCAAGAGCAUGAAACGUUUAAAGAUCUGAUCCACAGCAAGCGGAGCGAUGGGCUCCAGGGCAGCGGGCCCGGUGGCGAACGAUCGCCUGCGCUCCAUUCCCGACUCGAUCGCCUGUCCGUGUGGGGAGUCUGUACCUGCUCUCCCUAGUUCUUGCACGGAUUUCAGCGGCUGUGUUGAAGUCGCCUGGCGAGUGAGCUUCAUAAGCAACCGCCUCCAUAUUCACCCGCGCGUGAAUAUAACCGUCGGCAGUGGCGACAUCAAAUAGGAGCCUUGGGCAGCUGCAUCAGCAGAUUGUGUAAUGAAUUAGUAGCAGCAGCAUCCGCGGAAUUGAAACGAAUUAAUGACAGCUUACAUCAUCGAUAGGAGCCGCAGCACAUAGCCACCGUGGGAGGCAGGGUGACGGGCUGCAGUGGGGUCUGUACGUUCUCUCUCUCCCCCUGUUACUGCAUGGGAUUCCUCCGGGUGCUUGGGCUUCCUCCCAUAGCUAAAAUAACAUCAACAAACAACAUCGCAAUGCUGAACAAUCACACGGCAAGCAGCGGCGGCGGCAGCAGCAGCAACAUCGCCCCCCGAUUGCUAUUACUUUGGUGAAACAACGCCGUGUAACGCCGACGACAAUGCGAACGGUACCCCCCUCCACCGUUCCCGCGCAGGUGACCAUAUUCUUCUCGGACGUGGUGCGAUUCACGGAGAUCGCGGCGCGCUGCUCGCCGCUGCAGGUGGUCGAGUUACUCAACGCACUCUACAUGUGCUUCGACAGGCGCAUCGAGGCCUACGACGUCUACAAGGUGGAGACGAUUGGAGACGCGUACAUGGUAGCGAGCGGGCUGCCCGAGAGGAACGGCGACGUCCACGCGCACGAGAUCGCGCGCAUGGCCCUCGACCUGGUGGCGGCCGUGCGGCAGGUGAACACGGACGGUCUGCGACUCAACGGCACGCUGCAGCCGCUGCAGCUGCGCGCCGGCAUCCAUACCG
Petromyzon marinus (sea lamprey) is the source of this 1255-nucleotide messenger RNA. NCBI's taxonomy places the organism in Eukaryota, Metazoa, Chordata, Hyperoartia, Petromyzontiformes, Petromyzontidae. The record is from RefSeq and is a predicted model, not a curated record.